AUGUCAGUCCUCAUCAACACACUGGCGAGGGUCUUCACUGGUUAUCUGUCGGAAUGCAAGGUUCCUAAGCAAUGGAAAACCAGCAAGACCGUGCUGCUGUAUAAGAAAGGAGAUCCACAAGGUAUCGGCAACUAUCGUCCAAUCUGCUUGUCUCUGUCUGUCAUCUACAAGCUCUUCAUAAGAGUAAUCUUAAACAGGAUAGAAAGAACAUUAGAGGAAGGACAGCCACGCGAGCAAGCAGGGUUUCGGAAAGAGUUCACUCCGAUUGACCACAUUCACACGGUUUCGAAACUCAUAGAAAUAUCGCGAGAGUACAAGAUGCUGCUGUAUCUCACUUUCAUCGAUUUGAAGAAAGCCUUUGGUACAGUUGAGACCGACGAGGUCAUGGAGGCCUUGGACAACUAA
Messenger RNA from Necator americanus (New World hookworm), 405 nucleotides. RefSeq lists its product as uncharacterized. Lineage: Eukaryota; Metazoa; Nematoda; Chromadorea; Rhabditida; Ancylostomatidae. Bases 1 to 405 code for a protein of 134 amino acids. The record is from RefSeq and is a predicted model, not a curated record. The transcript has a single exon.